Molecule: messenger RNA, 1401 nt
Organism: Pseudomassariella vexata
Lineage: Eukaryota; Fungi; Ascomycota; Sordariomycetes; Amphisphaeriales; Pseudomassariaceae
Product: eukaryotic translation initiation factor 3 subunit L
Exons: 3
Coding region: 1-1401 (466 amino acids)
Biological process (GO): translational initiation
Cellular component (GO): cytoplasm; eukaryotic translation initiation factor 3 complex
Molecular function (GO): translation initiation factor activity
Source: RefSeq, a predicted model, not a curated record
AUGAGUGCCUACGAUGAAGAUUACGACGAGAGUUUGGUCCAAGACCUGAAGGAGCAAACAGCUUUUGAAGAUGGUAUGGGCGAGGAUCUGGAGCGCGUCAGCUCCAUGACAAUGGCCCAGCAAACCGACGACAUCCAGUCGAGACUUGCCGCCGCCGCACAGCCGUUGGACUUCUCUGCUCCUCUCGCGGUGAAGUUCGAGAGUUAUGACUCUUACUGCAACCUGUUCCACUUCAUCUUGAACUCCGACGGCCCGGUGGAUCUGGAGCCCCCCUCUUACUACUGGGCGUGGGAUGUCAUCGAUGAAUUCAUCUAUCAGUUCAACUCGUUCUCAUCGUACCGCAUGCGAUUGGCGAGACAACCUAGAGACAAUGAGGAGGACCGACAGAUUCUGCGCGAGAACCCGAACACCUGGGGCUGCUACAGUGUGCUUAAUGUGCUCUACUCCCUUAUUCAACGAUCUCAGAUCAGCGAGCAGCUGGGAGCUAUGAAGCGCAACGAGGACCCCAUGACUGUUGCCGGUGAAUACGGCAAGAAGAACCUAUACCGUAUGUUGGGGUACUUCUCCAUCAUUGGUCUCCUGCGUGUUCACUGCCUGCUCGGAGACUUCAGCCUGGCGCUGAAGACACUCGACGACAUCGAGCUGAACAAGAAGGCCAUGUUUGCGCGCGUCAUGGCUGCGCACUUCACAACCUACUACUACGUGGGAUUCUCCUACAUGAUGAUGCACCGAUAUGCCGAUGCCAUCCGCAUGUUCAGUCACAUCCUCGUUUACGUCUCACGAACGAAGAACUUCCAAAAGAACGCACAGUACGAUUCUAUCACCAAGAAAAAUGAUCAGAUGUACGCUCUCAUCGCCAUCUGCGUUGCGUUCCACCCCACGCGUCUGGAUGACACCAUCCACACAGCCCUGCGGGAGAAGUAUGGUGAUCAGCUUCUCAAGCUGCAGCGCGGUGGACCUGAGUCGCUUCCCAUCUAUGAGGAGCUAUUCAAGGCUGCCUGCCCCAAGUUCAUAUCGCCCGUGCCCCCGGAUUUCGACAACCCGGAGGCCAAUGUCGACCCAAUUGACCACCACUUGGCCAUUUUCAUGGACGAGGUCAAGACCAACAUGUGGAGCCCGACCGUCAAGUCGUACCUGCGCCUAUACACCACCAUGGACCUGAAGAAGUUGGCUGGAUUCCUCGAGGUGCAGCCCGAGGAGCUGCGGUCAUACCUUUUGGUCAACAAGCAGCGGACCAAGCAACUCCGAUGGACCGAUCAAAGUCUCCUGGACGGCGAGUGGAUCAAUGUGAGCGACCUCGACUAUGCCAUGCAAGGUGACUUGAUUCACAUUUCCGAGGCCAAGGUAGGACGCAAGCUGGUUGACUGGUAUCUGCGCAAUCUGGCGCGGACGUACAACUGA